Monodelphis domestica (gray short-tailed opossum) is the source of this 945-nucleotide messenger RNA. RefSeq names its product olfactory receptor 52E4-like. NCBI's taxonomy places the organism in Eukaryota, Metazoa, Chordata, Mammalia, Didelphimorphia, Didelphidae. Gene Ontology annotation, cellular component: plasma membrane. Gene Ontology annotation, molecular function: olfactory receptor activity; G protein-coupled receptor activity. Gene Ontology annotation, biological process: G protein-coupled receptor signaling pathway. The record is from RefSeq and is a predicted model, not a curated record.
CAGAAGAUGUCUUUACUUAAUAACACUGAAUUCCACCCCAAAAACUUCCUACUCCUGGGAAUCCCUGGACUGGAAGAACUGCACAUCUGGAUAGGCUUUCCUUUCUGUGCUGUGUAUGUGAUUGCAUUUGUGGGGAAUCUUAGUAUUCUGUUUGUCAUCAAUUCAGAGAAGAGUCUUCAUCAACCCAUGUUCUACUUUUUAGCUAUGUUGGCCACUGUUGACUUGGGUCUCUCCACAGCCACCAUCCCUAAAAUGAUGGGAAUUUUCUGGUUCAACUUGACAGAGAUAAGCUUUGGGGGAUGCCUCACCCAGAUGUUUUUCAUUCAUAUUUUUACUGGUAUGGAGAGCAUUGUGCUUGUGGUUAUGGCCUUCGAUCGCUAUGUUGCCAUCUGCCAUCCUCUCAGAUAUAGUAUGAUCCUCACUAAUAAAGCCAUUGUAACUAUUUCAGGGGUAUCUAUCCUGAGGAAUUUCUCCUUAGUGACACCAAUGGUAUUUUUAGUCCUCCGGCUGCCAUAUUGUGGUCAUCAUGUCAUUCGUCAUACCUAUUGUGAGCAUAUGGGAAUUGCCCGACUGGCUUGUUCCAGUAUCAAUAUUAACAUUAUCUAUGGCCUAUUUAUUAUUUGCAUAAUAUUUUUGGAUAUGACCCUGAUUGCCAUUUCCUAUAUCCAAAUUCUUCAAGCAGUUUUUAGGCUUCCUUCUCAGGAAGCUCGUUUUAAAGCCCUUAACACCUGUGGUUCCCACAUCUGUGUCAUCUUAGCCUUCUUUACUCCUGCUCUCUUUUCAUUUCUCACACAUAGAUUUGGCCACAAUAUCCCUCAUUAUAUCCAUAUCCUCUUGGCCAAUUUAUAUGUGGUUGUUCCUCCUGCACUCAAUCCUGUUAUUUAUGGAGUCAGAACCAAGCAGAUUCGGGAAUGUUUGAUUCAAAUCUUUACAAGGAAAGAUUAA